AUGGCAAGCCUAAAGCAGGCCAGCAAGCUACGGAAGGAUAUGACCUGCCCCGUCUGCAUAGAAAUACUACGGGAUCCUGUCACCACUGACUGUGGGCACAACUUCUGCCUGCAAUGCAUCAAUCAGGUUGGGAAAACUGCAGAAAACCCCCAAUGUCCACUCUGCAAACUCCCUAUGAAUAAGAAUGCAUUCAGGCCCAAUAAGCUGUUGGCUAGUAUUGCAGAGAAUAUCCAGGCUAUGGAUCCUGCUGAGUUCCAACCAGAAGAAAAAGAGCCAAGAUGUCAGAAGCACAAAGAAAAGUUCCAUUACUUCUGUGAGGAAGAUGGAGAGUUCCUCUGUGUGGUGUGUCGUGACUCCAGGGACCACAAAACCCAUGAAGUUACCUCGAUACAUGAGGCUGCCCAGAACUACAAGGUGCAGAUUGAGACACAGGUCCAGCAUUUGGGGCAAAAGGACAAUGAAAUCAUUAAAGAGAAAAAGGAAGGUGAAGGAGCAAUCCAGGUGUUCAGGGCCCAGGUACAUCUAGAGAGACUAAAGAUCCUUGAGGAAUUUAAACGUGUGCGCCAGAGACUGGGCAUCAAGGACAUGUUGGGCAGAUCAACAUAUCUUCACAGAAGUAAAGAAUUUGAAUUUCACAACCCAAUCCCAUUUCCUCCGAACCUGGAGAAAAAAAUGAAUGAAGCAAAAGCAAGACACGAGUCCAUCAUAGAAAGCCUGAAGAAAUUAACAGACAACCUGAACACUGAAGGGAAGGAAGAUAAAAGCACAUUCCUGAACAGCCUGGAUAAGAAGGACAAGGAGAACUGGCUCCUGUUACAGAAGAAUAACUCAGAGUUGCCCACCUCAGUACCUAUGACCCUGGACUCCACUUCAGCUGACCCAAACCUCACCUUUUCUCAGGAUCUAAAGAAAGCAAGCUUGUAUGAUGUCGACAGCACAUUGAAUACGCAGGCAAAACCUCGACAAUUCUAUCCUUUCCACUGUGUGAGGGGCUCCCCAGGCCUCUCCUCAGGCCGUGUGGUGUGGGAGGUGGAAAUUAAUGGACCCCGAGGCAGGGUUGGCAUAGUGGGCGUGGUUGCCGCGUUGCCUCAGGGGACCCAGAUUCAGAACUCUGAGUCAUGCUGCUUGUGGGCACUGAGCGUCUCAUCCUCUGACUGUCAGGCAAUGACCAACUGCAGUUCCCGGGGGACUCUCCCAAUCAGUCUCAGGAAAGUGGGCGUCUACGUGGAUUAUGACCGUGGAGAUAUAGUCUUCUAUGAUGCCAUCACUAACAAACACAUCUACACCUUCCAAACUUCCUUUGACAGACAGGUCUUCCCAUUUUUCGGGCUCAAAACUGCCCGCAGCUCUAUCACCCUGAGCCCCUAG
Microtus ochrogaster (prairie vole) is the source of this 1368-nucleotide messenger RNA. RefSeq names its product E3 ubiquitin-protein ligase TRIM31-like. The record is from RefSeq and is a predicted model, not a curated record. The transcript is spliced from 8 exons. Bases 1 to 1368 code for a protein of 455 amino acids. Gene Ontology annotation, molecular function: protein binding; zinc ion binding. Lineage: Eukaryota; Metazoa; Chordata; Mammalia; Rodentia; Cricetidae.